CUUCCCUCCAGCAGGACAGGGUACGACGAGAUGACGACCCCGCCCAAGGUAGACGUCGGCCUCAAGGAGACCUUGGGGGACGCGGUCGACGCUUCCUCCCACCUCCAGGCUGCUAUCCGCGCCGACGACCAGGACGAGAUCGCCCUCGCGGCUUCCCGCUUCAACGCGCCGGUCAAGGCCAUGGGUCUCGUGCAAUGGAUCGUGGACGCGAAGAAGCUCGGCGAUGCGACGACGCUGCUCACACGCCUCCGCAUCCUCGACAAGAUGCUCACGCAGACGAGCUUCGCGCUGUCGAACAUGCCCCCCGCGCUGACGGACGACCAAGUCGUGGCCCGGGCGAGCAGUGGGUCGGCGCUUGUCGGUCAUUGCUUUGGGUUUGCAAGCCCCGCCAAGGGCGUCGAGACAGCGAUCUUGCAGCCACCAACCAAAUGCCAACUGGACGCACCUGUCCUCGGCACGGAAAUCCGAGACGCAUGGUUUAACGAUGUGACCGCUGUCACCUCUUUUCGAGCGGCAAUAGCCGAGUCGGGCCGAACAGCGGUCGUCGACUCCAAGGCGUAUCUCGGUGACACGCUUCCUCCGCGCUGCUCGUCCGUUGCGCAUGUGACGUACGCGUUCGUCCCGAUGAAGUCGUUUUGCUUGGACGUGACCACGAUCGCGCUCUCGGAGAAAGCGCUUGCUGACGCCAGAGAUGUGACGAGCGUCGAGGCCGCCAUGGACUUUCUGUGCGACUAUGGGUCGCACGUGCAUGUUGGCGUCUUUCACGUCGGUGGCAUCUUGUGGAAGACUGUGCAUGUCAAGGCGACGUCGGAAGCGGCCGUUCAUUCCAUGAAGGCCGCUUGCCCGAAUCCGGCGACCCGCGACCUCUCUAUCAGCUACAGCGACUUCACGUUUCAGCGUGGGCUCGACACGAUCGAAAGCACGCUCUUUGACGCGGCCAAGACGCCGUGUGAAAUCACGACACGCAUCGAGUGCACGGGCCCCGACGCGGCCAGCUAUCCGAUCUUCCAGCAAUGGCUGGUCGCUGAUCGCUCGACAUGGCACGUCAUUGACCGCCCGGCGAAGCGGGUCGGUGUCUGGGACCUCCUUGCACAUGCUGGUCUCGAGCGCGCCUCGCCACUCGUGCGUCGAGCGUGGCUGGAACUUGUCGAGUCGACGCGUGAAGCAAGCGCGGACGUUGUCGCCGCCGUGCGUGAUGUGUACGUCGACAUGUGGCUGCACAACCCUGCGUUCGGCACCGAUGCCAAGCACAUGCCUAUCGCCAGCGCCGACGAUGCUGUCCGGACGACAAACGCGCAGCUCGACGCUUUAGCCCAAGCCAAUGUUGAAGCCAGUGCGGUGGUGGACAUCUUCUUGCUCGCGCUUCGCUUGGACUCGACCUUUGCCUUGACGCUGACGCUCGACUGCCUCCGUGACCAGCGCAUGCACGACGCUUUGCGCCGGCUCGUCGCGCGCAACGAUAUUAUGGCGAUGGUCGAGCUUGGCGUCAUGUACCACCACGUCCUUGAUGUGCUGCUCAUGCAGAUGGCCACUGCGUUCGACGUGACGUUGCUUGGGGCGCUGAAACGUGCUGCGCAGCUGGCGCAACUCGAAACCAUAGCGGGCAAGUUGACGACAUCCAUUUUUGAGUGGAACGUGCCGCAUCUGGACGUGCGCGAUGUCCCCAUCGCCGUGAGAAUUGUCCUCAAUGCCUUCCGUGCCUCGUCGAUGCCCGACUGGUCGCUUCUCACCCAUCGCAUCGGAGAGCUCCUCCUUGCCAGCCUCGCAGCAGCAUCGACUCCCACGCUCGCAGCACUUUGGGGCGUCGCCCAUCGGUAUGGCUGUCGGGAGGGCGGCUUUGAGACAAAUCUCAACCAAGAACACAUACAAAUGAUGGCCGAAGCGAUGCUAGAAGCGCUUGACAACGGAGCAAAGGCGGCCGCCGACAGCUCGGACGAUGAGGCGGUCGUGCAUCCGUCACUUGUACCAAGCGCCGAUCAACACGCACCCGUUGCUGGUAAUCAUGGGCAAAACACGAGUCAACACCCGAUGAGCCACCUCUUGACGGUCGUCUCCAAGCCCGACAAGACGACGGACCUCCCCGGGCUCAUUUGGUACACGCUCAAGCACCGUCUGAGCCUCGUCAAGGAGCUUUACAGCUCUGCCUCGGGUGCCAAGGGCAAGCGUGUCGCGCGUCGCGCGUCCGCGCGAGACGAAGCACCGCAAGGCCCCGCUGUGUUUGACGCGCUCUUGACGCUGGUGGACUCGCUGACGCCGACGGCGCGCGCCGAGGUGUACCGUCUCCUUCUUGACCGGCGCUGCCUCGUGCCGUUUCUCGUGCCGUCGAGCGACUUUGGCUUUCGGUCGGAAGCGAGCGCAUUGAGCCUCGUCGAGACGCUCCUCUUGCGAGGCAAGGCGUCGCUCAUGCGCGAGACGUCUGUCAAGCGCGUUGCAGUCGUCUCGGAGCGCGCAACAAGAAGCAGCGCGACCAAAGACUGGAUCAAGAACGUCUUUCACGUCGACUCGGUGCACUGUCUCGACCGCACCAACGGCAACAACGUCACGAACCUCCCGGUCGUUGCCGAGCUCGGCUGGGGCUUUGUCGAAGAGAACACCGUGUACACUACGGUCAUGGUGCUGCACGUCAUUGGCGACUACACGCUCUUGGAGUCGUUCAUUGGGCAGUUUGCCGACGUGUUGGUGAUCGACACGGGGGCUGCGCCAGCGCGGAUGACGCUGCCCCAAGGCACGGUGUUGCACUGGCGCCUCGCAGAAGACGACGAAGACGACCAAGUUCUCGGCGACGAUGGCAAGGUUCUGACAGUGGGGCUCGCGAGUCCCAUGAGCUCUUCGUACGAGCGCAUCACCGCGUACAUCCUCGAGGACGACGAGGGCGAGACGCCGCCGACGCGAUGUACCGUCGACAAUCUGCCGCUGCCAUACGACGUAAAGUCGGACUCUCGCUUGCCGCAACACACUGAGAACAUUUUGGCGGCGACGGACUUUGCGACGCUCCGCACGGACGUUCUGCAGCUCCAGCAGCGCUUUGCGUACGAGUCGGCGCUGCGCAUCGAACUCCAGCGCGAGACAAACCCGCCUAGCCAAGAAGUGCUGCGGCAGAAGAUCCAGAGAAGCGAAGCUGAGCACAAGAAGCUCUUUCGCAACGUCGCUCGUGCUCUGUUGCUCGUCUACUUUCAGCGGAUUCUUGAGCAUCCGUCAGCGGUAGUGCGCGAGAUGCUUGUCAUUGACCUUGAACGUCGGCUCGCCGAGUGCUGCAACGCCGUGGCCGCGACGGCGCAGGCAGAGUGUGGCCAAGCCUUUGCCGCCUGCAGCGAAGUCGACAACGAGGCGACGCGCUCGGCGUAUGCGUCGGCUCUCGAAAAGUGGAGCAACAUGGUCACGGGCCUCGAGCAUCUCUGGCGCGAGCUCUCGCACAUCUAUACGGCUAACCAAGAAGUGUACGCGAUAUUACCGCAGCUCGCCGUGCAGCAUCUUCUCGACGGCUUCCCGCUCGAGCUCAUGGACGGCGACGCCGGCAUGGUCAACGACAAGUGGAUCCGCGCCGUGUUGCGCUCUCUGGACGAUACGCUGCCGACAGGCGCUCGCGUCUUUGUGCUCUCGGUCAUGGGCGUCCAGUCCUCGGGCAAGUCGACGCUGCUCAACUCGAUGUUCGGUGUUCGCCUUCGGACGAGCGUUGCGCGGUGCACGCGCGGUGUGAACCUCCAGCUGCUCGCUUGCAACAACUGCGACGACUAUGACUACGUCUUGCUCCUCGACACGGAAGGCAUCCAGUCGCCCGAGUACGUUGGUGUGGAAGGCACGGUCUGGCGCGACAACCGCAUGGCGUCGGUGGCCAUCUUGCCGGCGGACGCGACCAUCAUCUUGACGAAAGGCGAAGCGACCAACACGAUUAACGACGUGCUGCCGAUCGUGCUCUCGGUGUUUGCCAACUCGGAGCUGGCGGCGGCUUCGGGCGGUCAUCUUAUGUCCAAGCUCUACUUUGCGUUCAACCAGAUUGACGUGUCGCAGACGAGCAACAUGGCGUCGAGUCUCCGGGCGCUCCUCGACAGUCUUCGCAGCAGCGCCAAGCAGAUUGCGGCCGUGCGGCAGACCGAGACGGCCACUUUUUUGCGCGACUUUCGCGCCGACAUGAACGACGAGGCAGGCAGCGACGUCCGAUUCCUCGGCAUGACGCAAGGCCAAACGACGCCGCCAAACGACGUGCCGCUGCCCGACUUUGGCGAGCGCCUCGUUCGGUUCCGCGACCACAUGCACACCCGCGCCAUUGAAAGCCAGUGGCAGGCACGCACGAUUUCCGAGCUCAGCGAGAGCUUGGACCUUGUCUGGACGUGUCUCCAAAGCGCCAAUUUUGAGCUCGACUUUGCGUCGGCGCACGAGCGCGUCGUGUACGAUCGGCUUGUGCAGAUGAUGACAGAGCACACGCAAGAGCUCGCCAAGAUUUACAGCGACGCCUUUGACAAUGUGCUGCAGACGAUGAGCGCCGACAGCGCGGCUGAGAAGACGCUCGACGCGAGCAACCGUCGCAAGUACGAGACGCUUUUGGAGCACCACGUGGAGUCGCACGUGGCGACGCUCGAGGCAGUCGUCGCGACGUCGCUGAACCAAGAUGCGUUUGCCAAGUGGGCAACGACGAUGCUGGAGGGUUGGGUCGUCAAGAAGCAGCGCCAAGCGGCGCACUCGGCGCGCCUUGUCCAGUCCAAGGUCCAGCACCUCUUUGAGUACGACGCCAUCACCAAGGUGUACAAGGAAGAGAUCCAAGCAACUAUCGUCGAUCACAACGCACGUUUUGGCCCCGAAGCGACGAUGCAGGCGUUCGACACCAUCUUCAAUGAAGUCUUGACGCGCGCGUCCAAGAAGAUGCCCUCGCUUUCGAGCCAAGUCCCCAAGCUCGUGCAUGCAGUCAUUUACGACAACCAUGUCUUUACGCCGGACGAGCUCGCGCACCUCAGCCACGACAACAACGACAAGCAAGGCUGGGCGGUUGCGCUCAAACGUAUGAUUUUCUCGAGUUCAGAUAAGCAAUCCGAGCCGUCGCGUCAAGACAAGGUGGUCGACAUGGUGUGCGAUCGCGUGCGCAGUUUGCUUGCCGAGGUUGACCGCUACUCGGAUGAAGCUGCGCUUACGUGUGCGCUGAAUGUCAAGCGUCUGCUUUCGACAAAGUCGUUGAAGCCGCCGGAGCUCAAGGCCGGCCUUCGAGCACUUGUCGCGACGCUCAAAGACGAGCUCCAAAAGCGCCAGGAACGUUGGGACAAGGCCAACAGUGUCGUCGCCAAGUUUGAGGCGUACCGGCCGACCUUGCACCGGUUUGCGUGCAGUGUCUGCGAGGGCCAGAAGGCUGCGCAGCUGCUCUCGACGACGCUGAACGAGUGGCUUGGCCUCAACUUGACCAAGGCGUUUGAAGAAGAGGUAGUGAGCGCAGUGGCCUCGGCGCUCAAGCACGCUCGCUGGGUGCGCGCCGCUGACGCGAUGCAAGCUGCCUUGGACCAAGAUCUUCUUCAGCAUAUGCGCCAGAAGGAUGUCCGUACGGUGCUGGACCUCAUCGAUCGCCCCAAAGAGCACGCAGAGGACGUCAUGAGCCGCCUCGUCGUGAUCAAGGUCAAGGAGUGCUACCUUGGCGUGGCAAAGAAGCUCUUGCGUGAUGUCGAAGAGAGCCUUGUGAGCGCAAGUGCCAUUGCUGCCAGCGCCGUCAGCAAACGCAGCGAGUGCUUUGUCCACCAGCUGCGCCUCACGCUUCAGUGUCGCCUCAAGUGCAGUGGCACGAGCGCGCUCAUCGAGAGCUUACCAGCCGUCGCGGGCGACGUCAUGAACUGCGACGAUCAAGGGCCUUCGGUUUUUGCGCUUCCGGCCAACCAAGACGGACUCAACGUCACGCAUGCUCUUUUGACGCAUCUUGCCACUCUUACGGCUCAUCUGGGCCCCUCGACGCAAUGGAGCUCGACGAUGGCCGACAAGGUCGUGAACGUCAUCCAGAACGAAGCGUACGGCGCGGUGGACGGGAUCAUGCCACGCUGUGGGGCGCCGUGCCCACGUUGCCGUUGCCCAUGCACCAAGGCGAUGGGCCAUGCAUCCACGAAACACGACGCCCUCCACGACACGUACCACCAACCGGAAGGCCUAGUUGGUGUUUAUACGUUACGCUCGCACGAGCUUGUGUACCGAAGCUGUGCGACGUGUGUCGUCGAUGAUAUCGGCAUGUAUUUCGCGAGCGGAAGCCGACCGUACAAGGAGUUUGAGGACGUGUACCCUGGGUGGGCGUUGCCGCGCGUGACCAAGUUUCUGCCGUUGCGCGAGUACGUCUUUGCACAAUGCCAGUCCGAGCUCUCGCAACAAUUCAACAAGCUCAAGUGCACCACGAUUCCGGCCUCGUACAGCCACAACCUCGAGGACAUUGAGGACGACAUCGUGCGUCUUCUUCGCUAACUUCUACGAAUAUACAACGUGCAACGCGAUAUA
Molecule: messenger RNA, 6453 nt
Organism: Saprolegnia diclina VS20
Lineage: Eukaryota; Oomycota; Saprolegniomycetes; Saprolegniales; Saprolegniaceae
Exons: 1
Coding region: 31-6420 (2129 amino acids)
Molecular function (GO): GTP binding
Source: RefSeq, a predicted model, not a curated record